Messenger RNA from Vanessa tameamea, 1647 nucleotides. RefSeq lists its product as uncharacterized. The record is from RefSeq and is a predicted model, not a curated record. Lineage: Eukaryota; Metazoa; Arthropoda; Insecta; Lepidoptera; Nymphalidae. Bases 179 to 1051 code for a protein of 290 amino acids. The transcript has 2 exons.
AAUCAAUCGACAACCGGUGCGUCGAGUGACGAGUCGGCGUCGCAUACCAGAUUGACAACACGUAGUUUACUGUAUAAUCUAACGAUUGAUCGUCAAAUGCUAGCUUCUGUUCUGCUUUAAAUCCAAUGUUUGUACGCAAUUGUAAUCCCAUUGGUCGAAAGGGAUCUUGGAUUCGGGCAUGGAGUGGUCCAAGGAGUAUAAUAACUAUGAGUGGUCGAAGGACAAGACAUUGAAACUCAUUGAGUUACUUCAAUUAAACGCUAAUUUAUGGAAUCCGUCGCUCUGUGAUACUCGUAGAGAUAAACAAAAACGAAAAGAAGAGUUGCGUGGUAUUGCUGAAAUAUUACGAAUAUCUGUUUUUGACGCCACUAAGAAAAUACAGCAUUUACGUACACAGUACAACAGAGAGUCGGCGCGAGAAGCACGAGCUAAUUCAGAAGGACCCAACAAUAGAUACGUUAGCAAUUGGUACGCGUAUGAAUAUUUGCACUUUAUGAAGGACUCGAACAAGCCAUAUAGAGUGUUGCAAUCGGAAGAACAAUCUGAUAUCAAUGGAACUUUACAAACACAUACAGAUAACUCAGUGAAUGAUUGCAAACUUGAUAACCUCUCUCCACCACCUAAAAUUACCAGAAGUGAACUGUUACACUCUUUUAAGCCUGAAAUUGUUUAUCCCACGGCCGCUAUAAAUAGAGAUGAGUUUACAGUGUUUGGUGAAUAUGUAGCGAAUGAAUUAAGGUCACUAAAAGGUGAAAAAAAUUUGUUAGUUGCAAAGAAGAAAAUACAAGAUGUAAUAUUUGAAGUAAAAAUGGGCUUAAUAAAUGAACCUAGAGCAGAGCAAGGUACUACAUGUACAGUUUAUACUACACCUGCAACCCAAUCGCAUUCCUCAACUAUACACAAUGGAAAAAUAUAUACAACUCCCAUUAUGAGCACAAUAGCCAGUAUUGAACCUCUUUCCACAUCACAUACUCCCCCAACCACAGGUAUAAGUGAGAUAAUCAUCAAUGGAGCCUGCCACUACUCUACUUUCAAAGUAGAUGAACAAUAGCAAUGUCAGCCACUUCCUGUGGAAGUGGAUAAAACUGACAACUACACAAUCACAAAUUAAAAAGACUUUGUACAAGGAAAUUGUGAUUACAUGUGUACAUACAAUAUAAUACAAAGUGUACUUGUAUUAGAUUAAUAAUACUUUUGUGCCAUAAAUAUUAUGUAUAAUUUGUUAAUAGUCAUAGAACAUGGAUGCUACUGAAAAAUGUCCUUACAUUAAUAAAAAAAGUAAUUUCAUCAAAUUAAUCUUAUUCUUCAUAUGCACUCUAAAAUGACAGAACUAAAUAUGCAUCAUUGCUCUAAGAUUAUUGAUAAUAUUAUGCUUAAGAACAAUGUCAUUUUUAGUGUAUCUAGUCAAUUUAUGAUAACUAUAUAUUAAGAUAAUUUAUAAUCAUAUAAAAUGCUUGUUUUUAAUGUUAUAAACCAUUAUCUAUAUAAAUGAAGGAGGAAAUUUGUAAUACCCAACUGAAUAAGCAACUAAACCAAUAUACAAAAACCGGGAAAUGGUGUGCAUUUCAAAGGCUAAGUAUAUAAUAUUUUUAUAUAAAUAAUUAUGUAUUUCAGUAUCAUCUGCUUUAAAUUUAGAAUAUUAACAUG